Styela clava is the source of this 626-nucleotide messenger RNA. RefSeq lists its product as uncharacterized. The record is from RefSeq and is a predicted model, not a curated record. NCBI's taxonomy places the organism in Eukaryota, Metazoa, Chordata, Ascidiacea, Stolidobranchia, Styelidae.
UCUUAUAUAAGCUGCGAACAAAUUCUAAAUUUUACACCUUCAUUUGGCAACCUGAAGUUGAGACACGACACCGUGGAGAAAACAUGGCAAAACUUGUCUUACUCGUAUUGGCAUGCGUGCUGAAUCUGUGCUUGGUCUUUGGAGAUGUACUACCAAGGAAUGCUUUGAAAACGAUGAAAGAUUUGAAGUCACCUGAAGAAUUGGUACAACAGGCGUCAAAAUUCCAAAGGGAAGAGAGAAUUACCCUGUCAAAGAAGUCCGGCUUCUGCUCAGUGAGUCCAGGUGUGCACCAUUGCAAGGAGAAGAAGACCAGCCCCAAGUGCGCUGAAGUUUUUUGCCCUUUCAAGCCUUCUUAUGCGAUAUUUAAAUGGUGUUGGAUUGGUAUCUGCCUUGAAUUCAAUCUUAAGGUCUAUCAGGGCAUCUUUAAACAGUACGCAGUCCAUAACAAAUGCAGAUACUUACAUGAAAGCUGCAAAACUGGGACAUUGUGUUCUAAAGUUUGCACUCACGUAGAAAAAAAGAAAAACAAAAAACUAUGGAUGGUUGUGCAAAACAACCCAACCAAACUUGCGUAUUUGAACGUCAAAGUUAAGGUUGUUGAUUCUUGCAAAUGCAAGAAUCUGUAA